Messenger RNA from Cryptococcus wingfieldii CBS 7118, 1290 nucleotides. RefSeq lists its product as hypothetical. The record is from RefSeq and is a predicted model, not a curated record. Gene Ontology annotation, molecular function: transmembrane transporter activity. Gene Ontology annotation, biological process: transmembrane transport. Bases 1 to 1290 code for a protein of 429 amino acids. The transcript has 8 exons. Gene Ontology annotation, cellular component: membrane. NCBI's taxonomy places the organism in Eukaryota, Fungi, Basidiomycota, Tremellomycetes, Tremellales, Cryptococcaceae.
AUGUCCGUCUUUUCAUGUGCUAAUGGUCACACGAAAGCCAUCCUCGUCUACUGGGUGUCUUAUCAGCAGGCAUGGUCGCCUCUCUCGGACUCGGCACCUACGAGUUCAAUACCGGUGCCUGUGUCUACUUUGUCGUCUACAUAUUCUGCCAGCCCUUCGCUGGGCUUGCCGUCAAACGAUGAGGUUUCAUUCUCAUACCGAUCUCGCUUUGCGGUUAUCACUCUGGCGACAGCCUGGAUCAAGAACAGCGGUCAAUUCUACGCUGUGAGAUGUCUACUCGGGGCGGUGGAGACUUUCAGCAUGCCCGGUCUGAGCUAUGUGCUGUCCAGGUAUUACCGUCGGCAUGAGCUUACCGCGAGGUUUGGAAUCUUCAUGCUUGUGGCCAUCGGAUGCUCGCAAGGCUUUGGCGGUCUCUUGAGCGGUGCUCUAGUGGACAUGGGAUCUAUCGGAAACGUAAUGGGAUGGAGUCUGAUCUUCUUGGAAGGCAUCAUUACAAUCGGCAUCGCCAUCUUCCUCAUCAUCUUCUUCCCUAGGGAUCCCUUUACCACCAGAAUGUUUACCGAUGCUCCUCCAGGCGAGGACACGAAAGAACCCAUCAGUUGGGCAGGUAUAAAGAAGAUGUCCUUCCUGAAUCUGAACAUGGCCGCAUACUGCUGCAUGUAUAUUGCAAACUGCAUGUCUUCGCAAGGUCUCGCCAUCUUCACGACGUCCAUUCUUCAAGUCAUCUACCCCGAUGCGAGCACCAAGCCUAUCCAGUAUCUGUCGGUGGGACCGCAGGUUGUGGCGGUAUUCAUUUUCAUAGGGGUCCUUGGGUGCUUUGCGGCAAGCAGACCGCAAAGACAAGGAUACAUUUGUCCUCACAUCAUUCUCGUCUCCACCGCCCAGCAGACCUCCUCCAGCUAUGCCAGCCUUCGCUACUUUGCCCUCUUCAUCGUCACCGGCGGCGGCUACAUCUACGCUACCUGCGUCCUCGGCUGGGCCAUGUCCAACGCUUCUCCCGACACUACCCGCUCUCUCACCGGCGCGCUUGUCACCGGCCUCGGAUCCAUCGGCUCCAUCGCGUCAACAUGGUCGUACAUUGCGACGGACGCACAUACAGGGUUCAGGAUAGGAAAUGCGUUGAAUAUAGGGAUGAAUGUAGGGACGGUGCUGGUCUGUCUGGGGUUGAUGGCGUAUCAAAAGAAGGAGAAUCAGUUGAGAGAAGGAGGUGGUAGGGAUUAUAGGUUGUUGGAGCCGCAACCGGAAAAGCUUGGGAGACACCAUCCUGCGUACCGUUAUAAGAGUGAGUAA